Messenger RNA from Sphaeramia orbicularis (orbiculate cardinalfish), 1910 nucleotides. It is a transcript of the gene shisa3, whose product is annotated as shisa family member 3. The transcript has 2 exons. Lineage: Eukaryota; Metazoa; Chordata; Actinopteri; Kurtiformes; Apogonidae. The record is from RefSeq and is a predicted model, not a curated record. Bases 454 to 1332 code for a protein of 292 amino acids.
GAGUGUGAGUGAGGUGAGCACACAACUUCAGCUGGGACAGCAACAAACGGACCCACCAGUGUUUCCAAGUGGAUCAGAGGAGACCAGAGGCAGACCCGGACCCGGCGAUCUGAGACCUGGACCAUGUUUGGACCUGGAGAAACUUCAGCCAUGAUGUUGUAAAAAAAAAAAAAAAAAAAAAAAAAAAAAAAAAAAAAAAAAAAGGCUGUUAAAGCUGUUGGUGUGUUUUCAGGACAAACUGGGGUUGAAUUAAGGCUUUUCUCACACUGUGCUUUGGUGACUGUUAGUUCCGGAUGCUGUGAAGAUGACGGUGACCUGAUCCGCAUCCCACGGACCCACUCGUGUCUUUGCAGCCACUUGCUGUAAAUGCAGUGUGUGUGAUCCGGUUGCACAGCUGCAGUGACCGGGGAGCUGAAGGCCAGUGCGCGCAGGGGUCCGCGGAGCCCAGCCGGGAUGGUGCGCCUGCUCAGCUGCCUGCUGCUGGGAUAUCUGACCUGGAAUCUGCGGAUAUCGGACGCGCAAGGGGAGUACUGCCACGGGUGGCUGGACUCUAAUGGGAAUUAUCACGAUGGUUUCCAGUGUCCGGAGGACUUUGACACCUUGGACGCCACCGUGUGCUGCGGGUCCUGCUCCCUGCGCUACUGCUGCGCGGCCGCGGACGCACGACUGGACCAGGGCAGCUGCACCAACGACAGGGAGGUGGACAACACUGAGUUCGCUGCGCAACCCGUGUACGUCCCGUUCUUGAUGGUGGGCAGUAUCUUCAUAGCCUUCGUGGUGGUGGGCUCUCUGGUGGCCGUGUACUGCUGCACCUGCCUGCGGCCCAAACAGCCCACCCAGCAGCCCAUCCGCUUCAGCCUGAGGAGCUGCCAGGGAGAGACCAUCCCCAUGAUCCUCACCACGGCGCCGCCCAGCCUCCGCGCCCCGUCCCGACAGUCCAGCACGGCCACCACCAGCUCUAGCUCAGCCGGCGGCGGCAGCUCCAUGCGGCGGUUCUCCCUGGGGGGUCAGGGCCAACAGCAGCAGCAGCAGCAGCAGCAGCACGGCUGUCUGGUGUCGGCCACCGUGUCCUCCUCAGCCUCCACCCCCACCCAGAGCCCCCAGACUCUGCCCCCGCCUCCUCCCCCGCCUUACACCUCCCCCCCAGCUCCCAUCCAGCACCCACACCCUCUGCCCUCCAGUCACACCCACACCCACACCCAGCUGCAGCUCCACCAGCCCUCCAUGGCGCCCCAGGGUGCCGGCUUCCUCCUGCCCCAACAGUACUUCUUCCCCCUGCAGCCAGACGCCUUCACAGCCGCCAAGGGCUUCGCUGACUUUGGACAAAGCUGACAGUGGGAAAAUAAAUGUACAACAGAACAGUGAGGCAGCGCAGACAAACACCCGACGGCGGUGUUUAGGUGGAGAGUCUGAAGGCUUUAAACAGACACAGAGCCACAAACAAAGUAUCACAAAGCUGCUGUGGAUGAAGAGUGUGGCCUGAGGCUUCGUCCUUCUGCUUCACACACCAACAGUCGUCACAUCAGAUGCACUUUUGUACCAUAGUGUAAACAGACUUCUCUGGACUCUAUUAUAUUUUUAUUAGUGCUGUUUUUAAAACAGCGGUUUACAAUACAGACAAAAAUCUCACCAUUGUAUCAGACUUUUCUCAUAAAGACAAUGACAGUCACAUGGAACUGUUAAGGUCACUGCGGGGUUUGUUUAUAUUAGAGAUAGACGGUGGAAACCAGGGAAUUGUGUUUUUGACAAUCGUGAAGACCUCUUAUAAAGGGGGGGGAGGACCUGAUACACAAAGGACAUGGGUGUUGGAAUAAAUGUGGACUUUAUUAAUGUUGUACAGGCUUUAUACCCACAGUGGGGUUGUCAUAAUGAUUCCCAAUUUGACACAAAUAAAACGUCUCUUAAUACUU